CCUCCCACCCCUACCCCCUUGCCUUAAGAGCCCGGUGCAGCAGGUUGCAUGCUGUUGGAGGAAGGGAGCUGCGAGGAGGCUGUGUCACCCACCCACCCCGCCCCCGUGAGCCCUGGGCAGCCGGUGGCAUGUUUGUGGCGCUCUCCUCCUGGGCCAAGGGAGACUGCACUUGGGGAGCCCCUUUGAGCGUCCCCGUGGGGGUGUCUUCUGGUUGCAUAGGUCUUGCUUUAGUACCUUGAGCAUCCACUGUGCAAACAGACUUAGCUUUAAAAAAAAGAAAUUUAGUUCAGCAGCAUGGGGGGUUGGCGCUUGGAGGCUGCUUUGUCUUGCAAAUUCUUGGUCUUGUGUUUUCCUCAUCAGGGAGGCCAACUUGGACGUGAGCGGGGGCUUAGAGUCGGAAUCGGCGAAUGGCAAAGACACACUAGAGGCUGCCGGGGAUCCCUCCGAGGUGAUGGAUACCCAGGCGGGCUCCGUGGACGAGGAGAACUGCCGGCAGCUGGGAGAGGUGGAGCUCCAGUGUGGGAUCUGCAGCAAGUGGUUCACGGCUGACACCUUCGGCAUCGACACUUCAUCCUGUCUGCCUUUCAUGACCAACUACAGUUUUCAUUGCAAUGUUUGCCAUCACAGUGGGAAUACCUAUUUCCUCCGGAAACAAGCAAACUUGAAGGAAAUGUGCCUUAGCGCUUUGGCCAACCUCACCUGGCAGUCCCGAACACAGGAUGAGCACCCAAAAACUAUGUUCUCCAAAGAUAAGGAUAUUAUACCAUUUAUUGAUAAAUACUGGGAGUGCAUGACAACCAGACAGAGACCUGGGAAAAUGACUUGGCCCAAUAACAUUGUGAAGACCAUGAGUAAAGAAAGAGAUGUGUUUCUGGUAAAAGAACACCCUGACCCGGGGAGUAAGGACCCUGAAGAAGAUUACCCCAAAUUUGGGCUUUUGGAUCAGGAUCUUAGUAACAUUGGCCCGGCCUAUGACAACCAGAAGCAAAGCAGCGCUGUGUCCGCCAGCGGGAACCUGAACGGGGGCAUCGCAGCGGGCAGCAGCGGAAAAGGACGAGGAGCUAAGCGCAAACAGCAGGAUGGAGGCACCACUGGGACCACCAAGAAGGCCCGCAGUGACCCUUUGUUUUCUGCUCAGCGCCUUCCCCCCCACGGCUAUCCCUUGGAGCACCCGUUUAAUAAAGAUGGUUAUCGGUACAUCUUAGCUGAGCCUGACCCCCACGCCCCUGACCCCGAGAAGCUUGAACUUGACUGCUGGGCAGGAAAGCCUAUUCCUGGAGACCUCUAUAGAGCCUGCUUGUAUGAGCGAGUUUUGUUAGCCCUCCAUGAUCGAGCUCCCCAGUUGAAGAUCUCUGAUGACCGGCUGACUGUGGUUGGAGAGAAGGGCUACUCCAUGGUGCGAGCCUCUCACGGAGUGCGGAAGGGCGCCUGGUACUUCGAAAUCACUGUGGAUGAGAUGCCGCCCGACACUGCUUCCAGGCUGGGUUGGUCUCAGCCGCUAGGCAACCUUCAGGCUCCCUUAGGUUAUGAUAAAUUCAGCUAUUCUUGGCGAAGCAAAAAGGGAACCAAGUUCCAUCAGUCCAUCGGCAAACACUACUCCUCGGGCUACGGACAGGGGGAUGUGCUGGGGUUUUAUAUCAACCUUCCCGAAGACACGGACACAGCCAAGUCAUUGCCCGACACGUACAAAGAUAAGGCUUUGAUCAAGUUCAAGAGUUACUUGUAUUUUGAGGAAAAAGACUUCGUGGAUAAAGCCGAGAAGAGCCUGAAGCAGACCCCCCACAGUGAGGUUUCCAUUAACUUUGGGCCGUGCUUCAAGUAUCCUCCGAAAGAUCUGGCGUACCGCCCCAUGAGCGACAUGGGCUGGGGCGCCGUGGUGGAGCACACCUUGGCUGAUGUCCUGUAUCAUGUGGAGACCGAAGUGGAUGGGAGGCGGAGCCCCCCGUGGGAACCCUGAGCAGCCCUCCUUGCUGCCAGACGGGGACUCUGCAGAGCUGGCUGCGUGGGCCUGCGGGGGAUGGCCUUAACCUCCUCCCCCUCCGGUGACCACUCCUCCUGUGCGUGCCAGAAGCCAGCAGCCGCCAGCCCCAAGAUCUGGUAAGCUCCCUGUGGACCUGGUGCCGGGCCGCCCCAUGCCUGCCGGGCCCUCUCACAUCACCUGUUUGUUGAGAUGUGAACGGCCCACCCAGGCAGCUCGCUGACUUGAAGCCAUGUCUUGUGUGGACAUUGCCUCCAUCCCACCUGGUUUUGGGCUCGGGCCGAGGACCUGUUUCUGAGGACAGCCGAAAGCAGUGGCCAUGACCUCCAUGCCCAUCUAGAAGCUGUUCCCUCGUGGUGUACAUUGGGUUUCGGGAUUAAUUGAAAUCCAAGCCUCUGGAACUACCAGGUGUCUAGUACUGUAACUGGGAAAGGCCCUCAUCGGCAGCUUGAACACAGUACCCUUCCCUAAUAAACUCGUUCUCAUGUCUGUACAGCGCCUGGGUCCCCUGCAGGUCCCUUGCUCUGUGGCCACAGGGUCGCAAGUGUGGGCAGCAUGAGCUAGGAGUCACAGGCCUCAGCCUGAGUUUCAGUCCCUCUGCCACCUGUGUCCCUGCCCCGCCUCCCCUCUCCUUUGGCCAAGUCAGAUACCCCUUCUGCCCUGUGAAAGUUGCCAUCUGAAGAAGCCGAGCAAAAAUUCCCAAGGGCUAGCAGCCUCCCCUCUGCUUUUCAAACAAAGGCAUUGCAAUGUGCAGGAUCUUGCCCUACCUUGUGUAUCUUCCUCUCUCACAGCUGACAGCUGAUGGGCAGCAUUCAGACUUCUAACAUGCAGGGGUGUAAGGAUGGCCCCCCAUGGGGCUUUGUGCAGUUUCCCCAGCCCUUCUUAGACACUCUGGCCCGGGGUGUUCUGCCCCCAGGAGCUCCCUGGUGGGUUCCUCUCAUUGGCCUGACUGUAUCCUUUAGCAGUGACUGGCACACUGGCCUCUACCCACUGGGUCUCCUAGCAGGAAGCCCACACAGUGGGUCUCCGCCCGCUAUCCGCUGCCCCUUGCAUCUUGGAGUUGGUGUGAGCCAGCCCUGAAGGGCAUACCUUGGUGUGGGAGGUUGUUAACUGAUCACAGUUGGAAGGACUCCAAGAACAUGAGGCUGGUGAUGUUCAGUGAAGCCAGGGGAACCGUCUGUCCUGUGAGCAUACCCGUUCCACCCAAGUUGCAGAAUUGGGUUUGUGUGCAAUUAGCUUUCAUUAACUGGAGGUCACAGAAUGAUGUUUUUGUUUAAAAAAAAAAAAAGAAAGAAAGAGAGGGAGUGUGUUUGCUUUUGAGGUUUAUCUGAGGGACUCAGCAAGGGCCUGUCCACCCCAUCUGCUCUCCCACAUGAAACGGCUUCUGUAAUCCAGUCAGCGCUGACAAGACUCUCAAUCUCUUGAAAAAGUACUCAAGUGGGGAAAUCUCCACAAACGCCAAAGACCCCGGCACACAGACAAAUGAGAAGGCAGCCCACAGCCUGGUGUUGUCGGAAGCCCUUUUAUUCACGCAGCCUGUUCUGGGGAAGCCAGAGCCGGUGUAAGCAGCCGGCCUCUUCCCUCUGCCCGUGGCCACAAGCUCUAAACUCUGUGACAACCUCCCUCUCCCUCGGAAGCUUCUGGAUCAACUGUUACAUUAGCCAUUACCAAAAAGAAACAAACAGAAUAAGUUAUGAUAAAUAGCUGUGUGACUUGUACAAUUUUAGGACCUUAAUAAAUACCAGUGUUUCCAGCACUA
This is a messenger RNA of Ochotona curzoniae (black-lipped pika), 3737 nucleotides long. RefSeq names its product ASH2 like, histone lysine methyltransferase complex subunit (gene ASH2L). The record is from RefSeq and is a predicted model, not a curated record. The transcript has 14 exons. Lineage: Eukaryota; Metazoa; Chordata; Mammalia; Lagomorpha; Ochotonidae. Gene Ontology annotation, molecular function: transcription cis-regulatory region binding; protein binding. Gene Ontology annotation, cellular component: Set1C/COMPASS complex. Bases 452 to 1957 code for a protein of 501 amino acids.